This is a messenger RNA of Symbiodinium sp. CCMP2592, 1476 nucleotides long. The record is from the annotation of a GenBank genome assembly. NCBI's taxonomy places the organism in Eukaryota, Dinophyceae, Suessiales, Symbiodiniaceae.
AUGGUCUGUUUCGCAUCGCUCUUCCUGGCUGCCGUGCUGGGCUUCGGCACGCCCAUCCUCACCGAGAACCUCCGGGGCUGGAUCCGGAAGCCCCAGGUGGCUCCCUCGCCAGCUCGGUCCUUUCGCGGAGUUACCUUGGAACCCUGGGAGGAGGUGGAGGCCCCGCUCCCAGACGAGAAAGUGCAUGGAGCUCACUGGCUGGAGGCGCUGUUGGAUUGGAUCGACCGGAGCGGAUGGCUCCUUGCAGCCUCGGCCAUCUGCAUGGCUCCAGCGAGACGUUAUGGACUCCAGUCACGACUCCGCCAGCGCAGCGCGCUCCGAGCCGCGAUGGACGCUGAGGGCCUCGGUGGCUUUGUUGUCAAACUGGCGCUGCCUACCAUCGAGGAGGAGUCGUCUUCGAUAGCGUCCACGCCCUUUCAGCCAACACCACGUGAGCCUGACAGUGUCCCUGUCACGCCGGCUCCGGUAGAGCAGGUCAAAGAGGAGACGGAGUGCAAAGUGCUGCCGCUGCCUGCGCAGCCUUGCGUGCCCCGUGCAGAACCGGAGGAAGAGGCACCGCCGUCUGACAAGCAAGCGCCGCCGCCGCCACCUCCACCACGCGUAUCCUGGCGCCGCUCGGCGCCGUCAUUCACGUUGUCUGAAGAGGUCUACCGGUCCGAAGAACUGGGCCUACGUUGCGCCCACCGUGCGGUGGUGGUGCCGGCCGAGACUCACACAAAACCUCAGGCAGCCGAGACUGCCAGCGCGACGAAGGAGCCAAAGCCGCCCCAGCCGAAGCAGACGCGCAGACCGCGCUUUGCCGUCAGGUCGCAUCCUCUCCCAGCCUCCCUUCGACCACUGCCUCCACUGCCUUCUGUCGCCGAGGCACCAGACCAAGUGGACGAAUCCCCCAAGGCCCCCACAGAGGUGAUGCAGCCCCAGCCCGAAGUCGCGAGAUCUGAGGUUCCCAUUCCGGCCAUCCGGCCGACAUUGCCAAAGCUUGCAUUGCCUUCGCCGAAGGCCCAGGACCUCGGGGAGCUCCGCCGCCGGGCGCGGAUAGCGUCGAAGCGCAGCGCCUCCCUCCCACGGAUCGGUGCUGUGGCCCCGCUCGGCUCGCCGCGGGCGUUGGUGUGCUUCUUUGAGGAGCCGGCGCCCGUGUUACCUUCGCUCCUGGACGAAAGUUCCAAGUCGCCACGGCCUUCGCCGCGAGACCCGUUCUCCUUCUACUUCGACGAUAUGGACUACACCGGUGCAAGCGGCGACAGCGACUCGGUUCGGUCUUGGUCGAAGGAGAGCUUCGCAGAGAUGGACACGCACUGUCACAGUCCCGAGGAAAACUUGAUUUCGCCGAGUUCUCCCUGCUCCUCCCCGAGGUGCGGAGCUCGCGGGUCCAUCUGCAGCCGUGAGUCAACGGCUCUGGCGACCGACCAGGAAGAGUUGGCGCAGAAGUCAUGGGCAUCGGACGACGACAUCCCCAGCCAGGACAUCACUCCCUAA